Molecule: messenger RNA, 1617 nt
Organism: Epinephelus moara (kelp grouper)
Lineage: Eukaryota; Metazoa; Chordata; Actinopteri; Perciformes; Serranidae
Product: alpha-2Db adrenergic receptor-like
Exons: 2
Coding region: 39-1520 (493 amino acids)
Biological process (GO): platelet activation; regulation of smooth muscle contraction; regulation of vasoconstriction
Cellular component (GO): membrane
Molecular function (GO): alpha2-adrenergic receptor activity
Source: RefSeq, a predicted model, not a curated record
ACAAAAAUGGGGAUCAUACCGUCAGACAUUUAACCAGGAUGGACUUAUCGGAUGUAUUAACUUCCGUCAUGGCCACGAUUCCGGCCAAUUUACCGCCAAACUCUUCAUUUGAGAAUGUCAAUCACACCUCCUCUUCCUCUCCGAGAUCUCCUCCUCUACCUCCUCACUCGCAGGUGGCGUCAGUCUUCAUCGUGCUGGUGGUCUCGGUCAUCAUACUGGGGACUGUGGUGGGUAACGUGCUGGUGGUGGUGGCUGUGUUCACCAGCCGAGCCCUGAGGCCGCCGCAGAAUCUCUUCCUGGUGUCUCUGGCUUCAGCGGACAUACUGGUGGCGACGCUGGUCAUCCCCUUCUCCUUGGCGAAUGAGGUCAUGGGCUACUGGUACUUUGGUUCCAUCUGGUGCUCCUUCUACCUGGCUCUGGACGUGCUCUUCUGCACUUCCUCCAUCGUCCACCUCUGCGCCAUCAGCCUCGACCGCUACUGGUCAGUCACCAAAGCUGUCAGCUACAACCGCAAACGGACGCCCAGACGGAUUAAAAUGAUGAUCAGCAUCGUGUGGCUCAUAUCCAUCAUCAUCUCCUCCCCACCGCUCCUCAUGACGCAGAAGGAGGAGGAUUUGGGGACGGAGGAGGAGAGCGACAUGCAGAGGCAGGAGUGUCUCCUCAUCAACCAGACGUGGUACAUCCUCUCCUCCUGCCUCGUGUCCUUCUUCGCCCCGGGCGUCAUCAUGAUACUCGUGUAUUGUAAGAUCUACCGUGUUGCCAAGCAGCGGGCGUCCACUGUGUUUGUGGCGAAGAACGUGCUGGAGCGGCAGCCAUCGCAGUCUGAGACCUGCUUUGUGGGUGCGUCCAGGACUUGCCAAAGAAAGGGAGCCGGCUGCGGUGACUCCCAGUACGAACUGGACAGCCCGCGGCCUGCCAACAGACACAGCUCUUCCAACAUGGACAGCAACAGCAGCCACAGGAGAGGAGAGCUGGACGAUAUCGACUUGGAGGAGAGGAGCUGCGAGGCUGCUAUAAAAACAUCCUCCUCAUUUUCCUCCGCUCUCCGCUUCUCCAGGAGAGCCGGCGUAAGUGUGAAAUCAGAGGAGCGGAAGGACGCAGAGGGACAAUCAAACAGGUUGAAGCCUCCUCCUCCUCCUCCUCCGUCCUGCGCCUCCAUAUCAUGGGCAUCAUCUGAGAACUGCUCCCACCACUUCCUCCUCCCGUCUCCGGUGCCUCUCCGCAGCAGGCAGAUGUCUCUGUCCAAAAACAAAGUGGCACAGAUGAGAGAGAAGCGCUUUACAUUUGUUCUGGCAGUGGUGAUGGGGGUUUUUGUCCUCUGCUGGUUCCCGUUCUUCUUCACCUACAGUCUGCAGGCUGUCUGCAGAGAGAACUGCGCGAUCCCCGACGCACUCUUCAACCUGUUUUUCUGGAUCGGAUACUGCAACAGCUGCCUGAACCCCAUCAUAUACACCAUCUUCAACCGAGACUUCAGGAGGGCCUUCAAGAAGAUUUUAUUCCACACUCACAAACGAACAUAACAUGUGAAUGUACGUGUGUUUGACGAACACAAAUGUGUGCACACAGUUUUAAUCCUGUUUUCCACUGUGCUGUCAUACCGACAUUAAAGGGCUUGCC